This is a messenger RNA of Pyricularia pennisetigena, 2223 nucleotides long. RefSeq lists its product as uncharacterized. The transcript has 10 exons. The coding region runs from base 1 to 2223 and encodes 740 amino acids. NCBI's taxonomy places the organism in Eukaryota, Fungi, Ascomycota, Sordariomycetes, Magnaporthales, Pyriculariaceae. Gene Ontology annotation, molecular function: oligopeptide transmembrane transporter activity. The record is from RefSeq and is a predicted model, not a curated record. Gene Ontology annotation, cellular component: fungal-type vacuole membrane.
AUGGCGUCAACAGAGAAGAACGUCGCGGCCGAUGCGGCGCCCGCUGCGGCGCCGUCGCCCGAGCCCGCUGUUGGCCACCCCGAGGAGCUCAAGGAGAAGGUCGUCGUCGAUGUCGACGAUGCCGCGGAAGAGGAAGAGGAUCUCUACAAGCCUCUUCUCAUGGACCCGUCGAUUCCCCACGAGCCAAACCCGCUCACCAUCCGUGCCGUCGUCGUGGGUGUCAUACUCGGUACUCUCGUCAGCGCUUCGAACUUGUACCUGGGUCUCAAAACCGGUUUCACGUUUUCGGCCAACAUGUUUGGCGCCAUCUUUGGUUUUGGUAUCCUCAAGUUCCUGUCCAAGGCAACCAAGGGCUACUUUGGACCUCAGGAGAACAGCAUUGUCCAAGCCGCCGCAACCGGAGCCGGAGGUAUCAGCGGAAUUUUCGUUGCUGGUCUGCCGGCCAUGUACCGUCUCGGCCUCAUGAGCAAGACCCCCAUGGAGGAUAUCGGCCGCAUGUUCACCAUCACGAUCGUCUGCACGUUCGUCGGUCUCUUCUUCGCCACUCCCCUGCGCAAGUUCUUCGUCAUCCAGGUCGCCCGCGAGCUGCGUCUUUUGUUCCCUUCGCCCACCGCCACCGCUCUUACCAUCCGCUCCAUGCACGCCGGUGCUGCUGGAGGUAUCGAGGCCAUGAAGAAGCUCAAGGGACUCCUGUUUACUUUUGGAGCUGCCAUGGUGCACCGUGUGGCUUCGUACUACGCCAUAGGGAUUCUUUACGACUGGCAUUUCUUCACCUGGUUCCACAUCUGGUCCGGUUACACCUCCUGGGCGCUGAAUAUCGAGUCGUGGGGAUGGUACUUUGAGGUGACGCCGUCCUUCAUCGGCUCCGGUAUGCUUAUCGGUCUCAACUCUGCCUUCAGCAUGUUCGCCGGUUCCUUCUUGGCCUGGGGAUUCAUCGGCCCGCUCCUUGUGCACUAUGAGGAAUGCAUUGGUAUCCAGCUCUCGGAUGACCCCAAAUGGGACAGCCUCUACUCGUUUGCCUCCCUUUCGGGCCUUGGAAAGCGCAAGCCUUCGCCUCGCUACUGGCUCCUCUGGCCCGGCGUCAUGAUCAUGGUGUGCAGCUCCAUGGCCGAGCUCUUCAUCCAGUACAAGAUCAUUGGCGUUGCCUUCAAGGCCGGCUGGCGCCAGACCUGCAUCGGCAUCAACGACAUGCUCGCAAAGCGCGGAAAGCAAAACGCCUUCUUUGCCGCUCAGGCUGCCAAGGGCGCCGAGGAGGACUCGGACUCUCAGCUUGUUGUGGACUCGGCCAAGCCCGAGGACCGCGUCAGGACUUGGAUGUGGACGUCUGGUCUGCUCGCCUCGUUGAUUCUGUCCAUCCUCGUCCUUCACUUCCAGUGGAACAUGGGCGGCGGCUUGACCAUCCUCAUUGUGCUUCUGUCCUUCAUCUUCUCCUUCCUGGCCGUCCAGAUCGGAGCCGUUACCGACACGACGCCCCUCACGGCCGCUAGCAAAGCCGCCCAGCUCGUCGUUGGUGGCACGACCUCGAGCGCCGGCUUCGCCCUGGCUGACGCGCAGCGCAUCAACAUCAUCGCAUCCAGUGUCGCCGGCGGCGCCGCCGGUGUCGCCACCGAUCUCACCAGCGACUUCAGGGUUGGCUUCCUGCUCGGCACCCCGCCCAUCAAGCAGUGGAUCGCACAGGCCAUCGGCUCCGUGUUCAGCGUCUUCAUCGCCCCGGCCAUGUUCGUCCUGUUCGCCACGGCCUACCCCUGCAUCGUCACCACGCAGGGCGACAAGGACCACUGCGCCUUCGCCACCCCCUCCGUCGCCGCCUGGCAGGCCGUCGCCCAGGCCGUCACCGACCCCUCCAUCUCGAUCCCCAAGAGCUCCGGAAUCACCGCCUGCCUGCUCGGCGCCCUGUCCAUCGCCCAGGUCGUCUUCCGCCACUACUACCUCGUCGGCACCCGCGAGAAGUACAGAGAUUACCUGCCCAACUGGGGUGCCAUCGCUCUCAGUUUUGUCAUUCCCAGCCCUGUCUUUACCAACGCCGCUCUGGCUGGAGCUCUGAUCGCACACUUCUGGCGCAAGUACCGCCCCCAGAGCUGGGAGACCUACGGCUACGCCGUCGCUGCGGGAGCCAUCGCCGGCGAGGGAAUGGGAGGUGUCAUCGGCGCCGUCCUGCAGCUCGCCGACGUUUCGGGCGACCGCUACGGCACAAACAUUGCCUGCCCGGCUGAUUCUUGUUAG